Messenger RNA from Dentiscutata erythropus, 2733 nucleotides. The record is from the annotation of a GenBank genome assembly. Lineage: Eukaryota; Fungi; Glomeromycota; Glomeromycetes; Diversisporales; Gigasporaceae.
AUGAAAAUUACCGUAAUAGUGUAUGCAAUCAUCGUAAUAUUAACAUUAUUACCAUCUCCUUCAUCCCAACUAAAGCAAUUCACGUACAAAGAUCCUCAAGCUGGUCUCGAUCUUCUUGAUGAGGACAAAUCCUACGAUGGAACAAUUAUCUUACGUUUCGGAAAUCCAAUGAAGCAAGUUAAUGGAAGCACAACGUGCUGGGAUAAUACCAUUUAUCUUCGAAUAAUUUAUCCAAACGCAUCAAUUAGUUUCCUUUCGAUUUCAAAUCACGGAAUCCCGGAUUUUAAUUUUUGUUUGGCGAACGGAACCAUAUUUAGCUAUACAACAAUGUGGGGAUUUGACCAAGGACUUUUGCUUACUUUUUAUAAUUCUUCAAAUGUAACGACUUCGGCAAUCAUGGGACUUUUUAUUACUUUUGAAGGAGCGGUUUUAAGCACAACAAAAUUGCAUGAUAACCUUAUAGACUAUGGAGGCAUAACAAGUUAUUGGCUGGUUGUUCCGAAUUCAAGUUCAAGAGAUGGAUUUUUAUUUUACUGUCGCGGUGCGACGGUAAUAAGCUGGAUACAUUUUAAUACACCAAACGAAAAUGGAGAAAUAAUCGAAAGAGCUAGAAGUGGAAUAUUUCAAACAAACAUUAAACUUGUAACAACAUCAGCCUUUUACAUGCUAGAGAAAGGAUUUGCCAUAGCUUAUGGAGGAGAUGAUUCCGCGACCAAUCUUAAUAAUUCUAUUGUAGACAUCAAUAUUGGUACAACUAACGUAGCAUACGUAAUAUUUUAUUAUUUUGAACCAGACACACGAACAGGACCAUUCUUAUUAUAUCAAAUUCCCACUGGAAUAUUAAAGUCGAAUAAUACCCAGACGGUAAUUCAAACCUUAACAUUGCAAGGAAUUAUAUGUAGUGUUGAUUUUAGCGGAGCCGGAGAUAUAUGUUUGUUAUUAUUGAAUUCACGACUUAAUAAGACCGAUAGUAAAAAUAAUACAACUUCACAACCUAUUCAACUUAUCUUCUCGAAGAUAGCUUUUCUUUCUUCUGGAUCGGUAACACAAAUAGGGGAUAUGAAAAAUGGUACUAGUUAUGGAUAUACUAUUCAACCUCUUCAAUUCGGUGGUUAUCUAAUGUUAGCGUAUAAAGACAAUAAUAUUUUUGGUUAUAUUCUUGAUAAUAAUGGAGAUUUAUAUGGAAACUGGUCAUUACCACAACCUUUAAAUAAUCCCUUGUAUAAAAGUACUUAUGUUCUUCUCGCAAAUAACUCGGUUGUGUUUGUGGAAAAUCAAAAUAAUUCAAUUUGGAGUGUGACAUGUGAUGAUCUAUUUAAAUUUAAUGGCCAAGUUUUAACUACUAUUUCUAUCAAUAAAGAUAAUAAAUUCAAUAACCCAAUCAUAACAUCAACGAACCCAACACUUGGAUCUCAAGUAAACGAAUCUACCAAACAACUCUAUAUAUCAUUCACUUAUCCUGUAACUCUUUCCAGUUCAAAUAUUUCAAUAUACCAACAUAUAAAUGGAACAAAUCAUGACCUAUUGCGCCAACGAUUUCAAGGUGAUUUGCCAAAUCAAUUCUGCCAGAUUGAUCCAAAUGAUAAUAAAACUGUUAUAAUAAAUGUAUUUCCUAGUACUUUUAAUGAACCUAAUAGUCUUUAUUACGUGGCUAUUGAGAAUAAUUUUGUAAAACGUAGUGAUACAAAUGAAGCUCUUUUAGGAAUUGACAAAAACUUGUGGACUCUGGUCACCGGCCAAAUAACGGGUAUCAUCCGUCUAACAUCUGAUGGUUCUAGCUAUUAUCUUUCUCUUAGCUCAUUUGAUCAACAAAAAUUUAAUGAACAAAUGGCCACCGACCUUUCUUAUAUAAUUCCUGUUGAAGACAAUAGAUUAACACCCAUAAAUGGAUUCGAAAAAGACAUUUCUACAGGAACUUUGCUAAUAUUACUUUUUUUUAACAUUAAGGACACUUCAGAUUUGUCAAAGAAGAGCGCAUCUAAUAUAUCUCAAGAUUUCAACACUUUGUUGAAAUAUAAGGAAUAUAGUGCCUUAAUGAACUACAACACGACAUCAUUAAUUGAUGAGCGUUAUCCCAUGACUAUUGCUCCAUUAUUUUUGAGAGAUUAUUUGGUGUUGAUUAUAAUUAUUAUUAUUGUGCUGAUAAUCUUAAUCAUAUCAUAUUUUUUGGCUUCAAGGAAGUUUAAAGAGGCUGACAAUUUCACAAUAUUCAAAUCGAUUAUUAUUGCUGCUGAUUUGGGAUUACGAGUUUCAUUCGUCGUUAAUGAUGCUCGUAAAGUUCCAGAGUUAUGGUUGCCAAGUUUGGUAGUCCUCAUAUUUUCGAUCUCUAUCAACAUUAUAGCAUCAUUCUUGAUUAUUAUUUAUGAAAUUGGCAAAAAUCCAAAAUUUAGCAAAUGGUUCUCAGAAUACGGAUUUAUUCUUCCAUUUUUCACAAUCAUACCAGCGGGACACAUUGAAACUCUGUAUGUUUUGUCCUCGAAAUUUGGAUUGUUGAAGAUAUUUAGCACAACUUUCUCAAAGACUGUAAAAAAUGCAAUAUUUUGGGUUGGAAUAUUAGGUUUGAUUUUUGGUAUUCCACAAUUCAUAAUUCAGAAACCUCGUAAAACAAUGAAGAUGACUUCUACAUUCUCGCCUGUUAAAGCGCCUGUUAUAUCACCUGUUAUAUCACCUGAGUCAAAUCCAUCACCUUGUCCUCCUUUUUGUUCUCAUAAUAAUGCGACAUCUCAAGAUUGA